AGAAUUUAAAGUAGGAGAGGAGGGAAAAGAGGAAGAGAGACAGCAGGAAAACAGUCCCUCACGGCUUUUGGAUUUGGGGUGUAAAAUGUGUGAAGUCGUCCAGCCUGUGCGCGUACUGUGCCGGUUCUGAAUCGGUACCGUGAUGCAGCGGGGUGUCGCUGUGGAAGUGAAGCAGCAGAUCCAGACCCUCUGCAGACUUUUGCUGACUUCCGGUCUGAGCGACGUUCCCACUCCGGAGGCGUUUAGACAGGCCAAGUUUGGUGGACGGCUGGACGAGGAUCAGUUCUGGAAGCUCGUGGAAAACCUGAUCCUAGCCACAGGAACCGUUUCCUCCACGGGUCAGGAACAUCUGAAGGCGGAUCGCAGGAAGCUGGUCGCUGCCGGUCUGUGGCAGACUGGAUACCACGCUCCCUGGAUGCUUCAGGAUGAGGCCGAUGGAGGAAGUUUCUCCUGCAGAGACCUUCUUCUGGCAUCGGGCUGGCUCCUCGCUACAGGAAGUCUUGAGAAACUGUUAGUCCAUCAAGUUCAACAGCUAGACAAGAUGCUACUGACGCCCGUUUUGGUGAAGUCCAAGCUUUGCCCUGAGCUCCAGUUUGAUGCUGCGUCCCUGAGAAGACUUCAUUGGCUCUUUGGGAGUUUAAGACACCAACGACGAAGCCUGCUUUCCUUGCUCCGUGUGCGAACUGGAGCCCUUUACAAGGUUCUUUCUGCGAGUGUUUGGUCAUGUGACUCUAGUGGCCAAAGUUCUGAAGCGCUGCAGAAGGACUUGGCUGGUUUGCAGAAACUCUGUGGUCUUCUAGAAUUAUAUGUGAGGUGGAAAGAGGAAGAGAAAGUCUUCUGGACUUGGAUGGACAGUGUGGUGCAGUGUCAUCUGAAAGAGUCUCAUGGCGAGCCGUCUUCACAAACCCCCAGUAGGAGCACGACGGCUUGUUGCCAUGGAAACCAGGCCUGGGAGAAACUGGAGGGUUUGCUUUUGAGCGUUGAACAGAACAGUCGUGCGGAGCGGAAACGUGGAGACGGUGGACGGGGAGCCUCCUCGUCUUCCUCUUGGGGCUUCCUCUCCUCGCCUCCCAUCACUGCCGUGUGUUUGGUCAAGCUGCAGACUGAACGCCAAGCGGGGCGCAGCGGCCGCACGGCAGAGGACCGGCACGAGCUCCCAGCAUGCCGAGCUGCAGAGCUGCUGCGGAGCACCGAGGAGCAGCUGCUGCAGAGGCGGCACAGGCGAAGGCUGGCCAACAGGAUGCAGCUGCAGGACGUGACUGCGAGGCUGGAAGAGCUGCUCAUGAUACCACUCUGAGCCUUUGUGACGCUCAGAACUCGCCUCGAUAUCCUCAAUAUUUCUGUGAAACUCGACUUCCACAGAACAUUAGACGUAGACCUCUGAUACUUGACAGAAACUGUGUCCCAUGGCGUCCGUCACAUCCGUGUACCUCUCUGUUUUGGCGGCAGUUGGUGUAUUUCUGAGGCUCCUCGUGUUUCUGCAGGUAAACGCUGCUCUGGACUCUCGUCCUCAUCGGUCCACAGACCCGGCUCUUUUUUUUUUUUUUU
Molecule: messenger RNA, 1548 nt
Organism: Oryzias latipes (Japanese medaka)
Lineage: Eukaryota; Metazoa; Chordata; Actinopteri; Beloniformes; Adrianichthyidae
Gene: tedc1
Product: tubulin epsilon and delta complex 1
Source: RefSeq, a predicted model, not a curated record